This is a messenger RNA of Porites lobata, 18267 nucleotides long. Lineage: Eukaryota; Metazoa; Cnidaria; Anthozoa; Scleractinia; Poritidae. The record is from the annotation of a GenBank genome assembly.
UCAAGCUUGUUGAGGACGUGGAAGAUAGCUUUACUUUGCCACAUUUACACGCGAAAAUGGUGAAAGGAGGAGGAGACGAUAUUGGGUAUGACGUGCUUUGGAAGUGUACCUUUUUAGCUAUUUAGUAUGCUAUGAAAAGGUGUCUGCUUGACUUCUUGUCGUGUCGCUUCGCUGUAUUGAAGCGCGGACACGUGGCCAUCAUAAAAGGUCUGAAAAUUUCGGCAAUUUUUCCCUUUUUUAGCAAAAUCUUUGUCGGCGGUCUGUCCCACGAAACAAGUGAAGGUAUGUUUAUGCUUUUCAUGUUUCUCUUGUUCCUAAUAGGGUAUGAUUUUAAUUGCUUCACUUUCACUUUCACUUUCUUGGCAUCGAUAGUGUGAAGCAUGCGUGAACAGUGUAUCUUGUGUUCUAAUAAUUACAUUCAGUUGAAGUGAAUGUCUUGGGUAAUUUUUCCUUGUAGUUUUGUCUCAUGCGUUUUUUAUUCUUUUACACACAGAGUCCUUGAAAAAUUACUUUUCAAGAUUCGGGGAAGUUGCUGAUGUGGUCGUAAUGAGAGAGCCAGGUUCCAAGAAACCUAGGUAUGGAACAACAGUGAUUUUGUUACGUUGUAUGUUAUGUUGAGUCUUAAGACUCAUCCUGUAAAAAAUCAUGAGUUCCAGUCCAGAACUAUUGAGUUCAAGAAACAGUGAGUCCUAUGCAGGGGACAAUUAAUCUAAAGAUGGACUCCAAAUUUCUGUAUUACAGUUUACUGACUUUCUAUUGUAAAGCAUGACAAAGAUUAAAACAAAUUAUUAUGGGUCGUUGAACAACAGCCAGAAGAAGAGCCACAGAAAUCACACCAACAGGAUAUUCUACAAAAACAUCUUCAGAUCGAUCAACUGAUCUUUGUGUCCCGCAAUGAAUUAUUUUGCAUUUUUCAAGAUUUUUUUUUUAAAGCACAGUUUGACUUAAAAUUAGAAGUAGAACUAUAUGUUUAAUCAUACAUGUAGCUUCGUAAGAUAUCUAGACAGCCUUAAGCAUAAUUUGCAGUUGCUUUACAUUCAUACUGUUUCUCAAACAACAGUUAAUUUUAUGGUGAAUGGAGUGUGCAAAUUUAAAUGUUCAUGCCUGGUGUAGUCAAUUGAUUAUGUUUAAUGACUGAAACCAGUUGAAGUCAAUCAAACAAUAUUGAGUUCAGUUAGUGACGGCUUUUAUGGUGGCUGUUGUUAAUGUCAUAUACACCUAUUUCAAUCAAGGUUGCUCCCAUGAACCAUGUUUCAUAGCCUGCAGUGCACUAUGGUAAACCCUUUUGUAGCGAGAAGUUUAGUCUUGUUCAUGUUCAUUGAAAUAAUGGAGACCAUUUGUGAAAAGGCGUUCAAGAGAACUUUCAAGUCAAAUGGCUGCAAAUAUUCUUAAGCAUGAGUGAGCUGAAAAAAUUCAUUUUUAAAAUCUCAUAGUGAAAAAAUUAGAAGCCUCUUCUUUUAACAAGAUUAAAUGAAUAAGGUUUUACCACCUGACUAAGCUGCAUUUUUGCAUGGGCCAGAAUGCUGGUUAUUUUAAUAAAGCAAAUCAAAGCUAUUCCUUUUUUAUUCAGUUUUUUAAAAAUUGCCUCAAAAAUAGAUAUACACAUAAUGUUAAGUUAUUUAUUGUUGUUCAACAAGCGCCUUGAAUUUGAUUUUUUUAAUGCCAUCCAAAAUUCCCUCGUGCACGAGCCAAGCAAACUCGUUGAAAAUUUGGAGCAUUUGCAUAUUACCUCAAAGAAAAACCUAACCUCAAAUCAUUGUCUUGAAAUAAAAAGCCUAGAAUUCACUGUUUUGAAAUACGUUGUCUUAACGUGACAAAACAUAGAAGCGUUAGCAGCGUUUGCUUUCUAGGUUUCUAUGCUUAUUGUGGGCACAUAAUUUACUAGAUUUACUACAAUAGUGCACCGCGGGCUACAAAACAUGGAUCAUGCAUCAUUCUUCUCUGAAGCAACCUUCAGGUGUAUACAUGCUUACAUGAAUGCAUUUAAUUCUUUCAUUUUUCUUCAUUUAUAGGGGUUUUGGAUUUGUAACAUUUAAAGAUCCAAAUUCAGUUAAUGAUGUACUAAGUCAUACUGAACACCACAUUUGUGAUGGUAAAGCGGUAAGGCUGGCUUGCAUCUUUCUUCCUUGGGGGAUACAAUGGUUGUUUACUAUUUACAUGGGCAAACCAGUUGGUUGAAGGUUUGGGUAAAUUGUAGGCAAAAUACCAGACUGAUAAAUGUCAUCCCAGAAUCACAUUUACCAUUUGUGCAAAUAAGUUCCAUUUCCUGAGAAAUGGCUAUAAAGUCCUGAAAUGGUAUCAAACAUGACUUUAAAGAAAUGGAACUUGAAUUUCCAUGUGGAACACUGCGUCCAGAAAAACAGGACUACCUUUUCAGAUGUUCUGUCACUCUUGGAAAUUUUCUGCCAGAAUGACCCAGAAAGGGGUGUUCCAUAAUAUACUUUCCAACCAGAUUUUUCAGAAACUUUUUAAAAUGGGUAAUAGCUAAUAUUUUCUCAAUGGUGAUACAUUUUGUUGUGGUUUAAGAUUGAUCCUAAGCAAGCAGUUCCGCGAGGUCCAGCUCAAGCAGGGGCAAUUGCCCAGCAGCCAAGUGUUGUUGUAAGUAAAUAUUUUAGACAUGGCCUGCUAUAAAUAAACCUGAGUAUAGAUAUCACAAAUAAGCUUAUUUAGUGAGAUGACAUAUUUUCCCAAAUGCUAACCCUUACCUUACUGAGCAUGUAAUAGAGAGGUUAACCCUUUAAGCCCCAUUAUACAUGUACAAAUUCUUUAAACUGAUCUCUAUACAUUUCUUUAAAGAAUGAGUUGAGAGAAUUUGAUAAAAGAUCAAAGCAUUUUCUCUUAGGUGAUCAUUUUAUUAAGUCUCAUAACCUCAUCUCUUGACAUUGUGUGGAUACAUGUAUUGUUAGGAGAAAAUUGAUGUUGGUCACUAUUGGGACUUAAAGGGUUAAGUAGCGUCAUGUUUAUGGGAAAUGGUGGCAAACAGAGGUGAUGGCCAUGCGUUAAGGCAAAUUUCUCUUGCAACAAGACCAAUCAGAAGCACUUCCCAGAUCUGGGUAGUGCUGUGUCAUCAUUAUAGAUUUUCUGCACUCGUUACCAGGGCAGAAAACUUUCACUUGUCCACUCAUCUGAGACGAGUAGGGUUUGGACUCGGAUGACUGAAACUCAUAAAGCACUCAUCCAACUGGACGAGUAAAAUUUAUCGUGAGCAAUAUUUUUUUUCAGCUUUGUAAGAUCUGGAGUAGAUAGCUUGCAUAGAAUAAAGUACUGAAAAAUAACUUAAAUUGUCACAGUGUUUCUUUGCCGCUAGUGUCAAUGCGUGGAGGCAGUUUUUCACCUUACUUUUAUAUCCUUUGCAUGCUUGUUUUGGCUAAAAAGGGCGCGAAAUCCGUGGCGUUCUGAAAGUAGAACACAAUGAUUCUGUUCGACCUCUGGAAAAUUGAGUGUAAGGAAAGGAAUGAGAGACAGUCUGAAACAAAUGAAGAAAACAGCUCUGCAAAUACGAAAAAAGAGAAGUACAUGUACAAAGAGUCUUGAGUCCAUCCAUUUAAGCAAGCAUGGAAUGAAGAAUUUUCCUGUGUUGAAUUUAACGAGGUCAAGAAUUAAAUGUUUUGUGCAGUUUGCGGAAAACAUCCCUCUGUUUGUGGGAAGAGUAGCAGCCUUUUUCUGGGUAUUGCCAGUUCAUUAUCCAGUGGUUUUUGUCAUGACACCUUAGUCAGCCACAACUAAUCUGUUUUGGCAGCGCUUUUUUUUUCGUUGGACGAGUGGAUUUUGUGUUCGGACAACCAAAAUGUGCAAAGUUCUUGUCUGAUGGACAAGUGAAGUGAAACAAAUUUUUUGGCUCUGUCAGGCAUCAUUUCACGAGGAAACCAGUGAUGGCAUCGUGAAAUGUUGGCUGUUUUCUCUGCCUAAGAACUCUUCUGCUUUCUGGAAGUAAGUGGUACGACUUCAAAAAACCGGUGGUGAUGAAAAGUUUUACAGCAACAAAGCAUCUUCAGCUAAAAUGAUCCAGCAACCAUUGCUGCUUCCAUUGGAUUAUUUGCUGCCUACUCAGCACCUUGUUUUAAUGAUGUGAAAUAAAAACCACAGAAGUUAAGGGUUUUUUUACCUGUUACUCUGGUUAUCCUGUUUACUGUUGUGAAACUAUUUGACUGCUCUGAUACAAAGGUGCACAGUACCAAAACUGUCAUUUAAAAACAGCCAAAAAGGAAUUUAUUAGGUGAUAUUUUAUCUUGAUGGAGCUGUACUAAAUGACAUGUAUCCAGCAAAUUUAUGACCUUUGUUUCUCACCUGGAGUUACACUGGAUUGCAUUCUCCAAAUUACGUUGCUCUAACCAUAUAUAUAUAUAGUGUCUAGCUCUUACUCUUCUCCUUUUCUUUUUUUCACUUAUAUCAUGGAAAAACCUGGACAACAGGGGUCAGUGAGACAGGUGGGCAUAUGAUAAUUUCAUUUUUUGUCUGAUUGGUUCACUGGUAGAUGGAAGUUAUGUGAACAUGCCAGUUUGAAUUGUUGAUUUUCUGCUGGUUUAUGAAAUCUUUCAUUGUGUCUGACUCCAUUUUCCUGCCUGAGAAGCACUGGAAUAAUCAUUUCAUUAUUGCCGUGUUUCACAUUUUUAUUCAUACUCUAGAUUUGGUGUCUCAAAAGGUCCAUCUUUUUCUUAGAAAGUCCACUUAAAGAAAAAUAUAGUUUGUGGUUCUAGGUCCAUUUUUUCCGCAUUCUGCAGAGUGUGAAAAAAUAGAUACAUAUACAAACUUUGAAUUGAGACUUCAGUUGCUUACGUGUUGCUUAAAAUAGCAGUUAUCUUUUGCUGUUAACUUCAAAAUAGUGAAUAAUCGCAAGAUUUUGAGUGUCAUUUUACCCUUUAAGAAUUAAAUCCUAACCACCAAACAGCCAAUUGGAGUGCCCCAUUCAGCCCAAAUUGAGACGUGGUUACCAUUACAUGAUUGUAAUCUUUGUCACUUGAAAAUUUGUCUUUGUUUUCAGAGAGACAACAAUGCUCAGAAGAUCUUUGUUGGUGGGAUUGCAAAUGGCACCACAGAAGAUGACCUCCGCAAUUACUUCUCUGCAUAUGGCACGGUACUACAUGUUUUAUUUAUUGCACUUAAGGGUACAGCGUGCAAAGAAAGUAGUGUCCGAUAGCCCGGGGCUGGUGGAUUUGGCUAUUGGGCUAGUGAAUUCUGUUAUUAACUUGCCCGACGGGCAAGUGAAGUUUUUUGAGGAAUUCAAAUUACAGAAGAACUGUGAAAUCCAUCGCUCAUCAAAACCUUUUUGGGGCUAGUUGAAAUGAUGUUUGGGCUAGUAAAUGUUAGCUUCAGCUUGCCCAAAUGGCAAGCUGUAAAAAUGACUUUCUUUGCACCCUGAGGGUAUUCAGGAUGCAAAGCAAGUCAAUUUUUGUGGCUUACCAUUUGGACAAGAUGUAGAUAGAUAGACAGAUAGAUAGAUAGUUUAUUAGGCAUGAUGACAAAAUAGAAGUGUUCUUAAAACAGUCUGUCUUCCACUUUGGAAGUGCAAAGUGUCGGUGAUUUCUUAGUAAAUAUGGAGCCUUACUGGCUUUAGUUGAUAGCUUGUCAAGUUUGUUAUCAUAUCUACUAUAUACUAGCGCAAAAAAAUGUUUUGAUGAGCAGGAUUGAUUAUAGUUCAUCUGUAAUUUGAAUUCCCCCAAAAACGUCACUUUCCCACCUGCCCAUUGGGUAAGUUAAGAACACUAAGUCCUAAGCUCAAUAGCAAAAUCCACUAGCCCUGGGCUAUCAGACAGAACUUUCUUUGCACUCCGGUAUUAUUUGUAUUGCAUUUUGAUUAUUUACUUUUGUGAUAUUUUUUUAUGAUAAACAAAUCAUUACAGGAGAGUGAUGAUCAGCGCACAACUGUGCAAAAGAACUUGAGUGUCCAUUUUUGCUAUUUUGUAAGAAAAUUUUCUUGGGUUGUAUUUGAUCAUGUUUCCGAAUUCUAAACUGGUGGCUGGUUUGUCAAAGUCAGUUUCAAGUCUCGCUGGAAAAUAAUUUUAAGUUUGUACCUUCAAAACGUCAUGCUCCCCUUUUUUACUUGGUUUAAAUCUUCCUUGUUUCUUGUUCUUGAUAAGGUGCAUGUAAUAAGAAGAUGGAUCAUAAAUUUUAUGAUGCAAGCUCAUCAUAAAUGCUUGUAGUUAUCAAGCUUUGGAUGCCUUCUACUGUUAUGUGAAUGUAAGCCCAGUUCAGACGCCGAACUUUUCAUGAGCCGAACCUAAUUUGAAUUAAGGCUGACCCAAAUUAUUUAGAUGGGCUGAAUUGAUUCAGACGCCGAUCUUAAUUGCAGCUGAACUAAGUUCAAAAUGCUGAAAAUGCUCAUUUUGGUCAAACUGCUUUCAAAAUAUGUUACAAUAAUUUAUGCAUUAGGUUUGGUACAUGAAACGUUCGGCACCUGAAUCAAAGCCAUUCUAAAGUCGCUCCAAAGGCAAAAUUCCCGGCUGGGCUAGGCGAAAAGAAUGGCUGAGCUUUUCCAAAUUGAAGCAGGUGUUCCUAAUUGCUUCAGACGCUGAACUUUUCCUGAACUUAAUUCAGUGUAUUAGGUUCUGUUCAUGAAAAGUUUGGUGUCUGAACUGGGCCUAACAGGCCUUUCUGUUGGCGUUUUAUAGGUCACACAUGUCCACUUGAUGUAUGAAAAUUCACAAACUGAGGGCACCAAGAGAAUGAGAGGUGGGUUUGUUUGAUGAGUUUUGUUAUUGCUUAGAUUGUACAAAGUAUUGUGGAAUUGUGGCACUUACACCAGGCAGCAGUGUCACACUUAUGAACAUCUUUUCAAAUUGUUUUACUUGAAAAAAUAUGGCUUUCGGGACUUGUUCACGACCUGACCAUGCCGUUAUAUUUUUGUUUUUGCAAAAGUGAGAAUUGAGAUUAACAGGUAUCAGUUACAGUGUAUGCUGCGAUUCACUUCCCGUGAGAUGGUGGUAACUUACUAUUGAGCAGUACUGUACCCAAUUUAGAAAAAAAAAAAGCUUCACCUUUUUAUGCAGAGUUUUUUGGUUGAAUUGGUACUUACGUUAUCUCCACAACAAAUAUAAAUUAAACAGUGAUAAAACCUGAGUCAUUUUGCCACACUUCACAAUAUUUUUAGAUUAUUAUUUUACAUGUAUCUUUGAUGCUGGCUCCAGGAGCUCCCCUUCCCCCAGUUCCAGGAAGGAAAAAAAAAACUGGUUUGAAUAGGGUUAACAAAAACGAAGUCUACAAUAAAAGUAAAUAGGGAGGUUGAAUUUGUCGUUUUGUCCAAAAAAAAAUCCCUCCAGCCAAAGAUAAGUUAAUGAAGUCAGCAUACAUGAUUUUAACAUUUUUUGAAAUGAGCAAUAAUAAAUUAAUAGCUUUUGAGCAUUAUUGGCUGCUUAGACCAAUAUUACUGCUAGUCGAUCUAUCUCCAUCGUACUUUUAAUUAUUGUUAUCUUGUGUACAAAAUAAAAAGAUACUUAAGUGGCAGUUUUUAAAAACUGAUUACAUUUUGUAGUGUGCGUGUUCUCAUACACAUUUCCUUCUAUUCUGUAUGCCACAAUGUUUAUGUUGUGGGUAAAAUCCAUUUUCAGGAUAAACCAGUUUUCAACUUAAGUUAUCAAGGUUGAAACCCUAAUGGGAUAAAUCCUGGUAAAACCUGAAAACAGAUUUUUUUUCCUACAAUAUAAUUAUGUUUAGUCUCUCUUUAUUGACUAUAUGUGAAUAAUUUUGGUUCUUGGAAUACUUACUAAUUAUAUCUAAUUAUUUCUACUUAGGUACAGUAUACAUCUACUUAUUACAUUAAAUACGUUUUGUUGUAGAUUAGUAUUGUUAAGUGGUGUAAUGUAGCUUAGUGGUUUGUUUUUGAUGACUAGCAGGGUCAGAUACCACAAGAUAAUCUCUGUACAAAAGUAGACCGAUACUAUCAUGUUAGCUUUUUAAAUCACACUUAGAUUUUAAGGUAGCAAAUAAAAACUUAUAUUACAGUAAAUUAGACCCUAUGCCGUACAAAUUACGAUACGAUACUGAUGUUAUUAAGUUGUCUUGUUAAGGUAAUUCAAUUUCUAUAAUUUGGCUUUCAAGUAAUUAUGGUUAAAUAAAAAGUAGAUAAAUAUAGUUCAUUUACGUAAUUUAGAAUGGGAAUACCGAUAUAAAUCUGGUGUUAUCUUGGCCCUGUAUCAUUGUUUAUGUGUUAGUACUUGUCUUUGUGAGAGGCACAUUGUACUGUUAUGUACACUUUUCACUGUAUGUGGGUUUGCACUUUGUCAAUGCAGUAUAUGUAUGCUGUAUGUUUCCCCGUCUGUGAAGGCGAGCACAUUACUAGGAAACAUUGUUCAUUGUAUUCUAUUGUAUUGUUCAUUGUAUUGUGGAUUUUGAGUCACAGUUGCCUCUUACAAUGCACCCCGACUUUAUUGCUGAGCUCGUUGAUAAGUAAAUGUUGAAAGUAAUCAGUGGUUGAGUCACAGGAGCAUUUGCCUGUGUUGAGUUGGUGCCUUUGACUCUUCACCAGCAAUCUAGCAAAAUUGCUGGGUCAUCCAGGACAAAGAGCAGCUGUUAAGUUAAUCUUUUUGGGGCAGCUAAGCAAGAAUCCCGAUGAGUUGUCCAGAAUUUUUUUAAUCAACGGACAAGGUGUCAAACUGCUUCAAGCAUUUGGUUGCUGUAAGCGUCAUGUGUUGUGUUGUAUGGUCUGUAUGUUUGUGUUAUUGAGGAGUUAACUUAUUUUAUGAUAUUAUAUAUUUACACUAUAUUAGGCUUUGGUUUUGUAACGUUUGACUCAAGCCAACCAGUUGAGAAGACUGCAAAUAUUCAUUUUCACCAAAUCAAUGGAAAAACGGUGUAGUUAUGGUUUAGUUACUUAUUUAAUUAGUUCAUAUACCUUAAAUUAUUGUGACUUGUGUUGCAGCUCAUGGUGGUGUACAAUAGUAUUUACCACUAGAUUCACUGGGGAAAGAGUGAGGUUUUCUGGUCAUGUGAAUUUGGAUGAUAUGUUUCUUUUUUAUCUUACUUAGGACAUAGAGAUGUGAAAUAUUUUUAAACUCUUAGCUGAUUUACUCGGAGCAUCACAUGUGCAGGCUUUGAUCAUCUUUAUGUCUAUCGUCUUAAGGUCAUAAGCCCAAAAUGUUUGUGUUUUUUUUUUUAAAACAUGUGACAUGUUUUGAAAUUUGAGUACCAAAUAUCACCUCAUCAGCACAUGUAACAUGUGGCUUGCAAGCAAGAUUUGGAAGCUUUCACAGGGCUGUCAUUAAUUAAGAGGCAGGAGUCAGGGAUUUCCGUCGGGGACAAUGAAUGUGUCCCCCGCUUACUUUCAAAGGAAAAAAAGAAGAAAAAUAAAACCAAAAGAAACUCUAAGCUGUUUGAUUUCCCCGCUAUUUGUUGUAUUAACUCUGCGACUUGAAAUCUUAGUGACAACCCUGCUUUCAAGAAAAUGUCUUUUAGCUUAGCUGCAAAGCAGUGGUUACUGUUUGUCUUUUCAGUCUUGAGCUGGCAGAAACAAGAGUAUAAAUUGCUGCAUAUUCGUGUAAUAAUUGGCUCUCAAUCUGCCAUCCCUGAAGAAAACAAUAAAAGCAUCUGGUCGCUAUUUUCAGUCAUGAAUAUUUUUUAUUCACCUCCAUUUUAAAAAAAAGAAUUUUUUAUUAGAUUUGUCUCAAAGGUUUUGGUCUGGAAUAAUAUUUGGAUAAUGGCCUGUUUUGUGUUCUCUGCUUAAUAUUCUUCUCUGUACCAGUCUGACCCUUGAAACAUGUAAAUUCUCCAUACUGAUCUUCAUAAAUUUCCUUAAAGAAUUAGUUGAAGGAGUUUGACAACAAAUCAAAGCAUUGUCUCUUAAGUGAUCAUGUUAUUAGCUCUCAUGACCAUUUCUUUUGGAUCUUGUGAGGAGAAACUUGAUGUUGGUCACCUUUGGAACUUACUUCGACCUAUCUAAUUCACUUGACAAAAACAUAAUACUUUUUAAUCAAGCGAGAUAAUUGCCAGGUACACUUAAAUUUUCUCUUUUACCUGUCUUUGGUUUCAUCAGUUCUUUCGUGAAACUUUUUGAUUCUGUAGAAAAAUUGGCAUUUUGAAGUUUGAGUUUUCGAUAAAGCUGUACCAGGCAGCUGUACAUUUUGCACAACAAAAUCCUUUAUCUUUUAGACCAUAUUCCCGACCUUGAGUUUUAGUAUCAUUAUGGUAUUUUACUCACUGUUAAGGGUGUCAGUAAGGUCUGAGUCAACGUUGUUUCUAAAGUUAAGAAAGGUUCAUAGUUGUCUAAACUGUUGAUGAUCACCGCAUUCAGAACAACAAACUACCAGUGUUCUUUGAUUUCUUUGUUUGUUGAAGGUCUAUAGUUAAUGAAUAUUGCUAAUUCAUUGUGGCAAGAGUCCAAACCAUUAUUCUAAUUAGGUUUGAAUUUUGUUUUGUGAAAACGUUUUAGUUUGCAGUAGAAAACAUGUCUAUUUUGUGUAUGGGUAAAACAAAAUCAUAAUAUUACCAUUGAAGUUAUUUUAAAUGAUCUUAAACAAUUAAUCUUGCCAAAAUUGGUUAUUUCCAGCUGAUACUGUCUUUUAAACCCAUGGUUGAAUAAUACUCUUGUUAUAAUUAAAAAGAUCCUUUAUCUCGUAUUCCUGCCCUGUUAUUAAUAGCUCUAUUGUUCUAAGUUUUGCUGGCUGUCAUUAACUCUUGUCAACUGCUGCCUCUGUACUUGUUAUGUUUCUGGUAUAAGAGUUCACAUAACCUUAAGAGACUUGUCAUUGUUACUGAAAAAAGGCAAGAUCAAUGUUAAUUUCUAUGUCAAAUAUAAGAAGACCUACAUGCCUACAUGCAGUGCUCCAUAUCCAACAUAAGUCCGUUCUUAAAUAAUUCUGUUGUUGAGUGGAUAAUAAAUACGUUGUUGGCAGAAUGAACUUGCAUCUGUAGCACCUUUGUACCAUCAGCUUUAAAGCCUUUGCUGGUUGCUUUCUGAACAAUGACGACAGCAAAUUUAUUUAACAUCACUAGCCACACACAACAAAAUCUGAUUUCCGGGUGGGGCAUAGGCAAACACACAUUACAAAAAAAUAAAAGCAAAUAAUAGGGUUCACUAUUGGAAUGCUAAAUGUUACAAAAUUGUAAGGAAUAAUUGUACCUUAAAAUUUACACAAUAUAGGUAGUUUGACAAUAUGUUUUCUCUGUGUGUGCUGUUGGAUAUGCCCCCAAGAUACAUGUCAGUCUUCUCCUUUAUUGUCAUCUUGUGAUGAUUUUUUGAGUGGAAAAGACCUUUGUGCACCAUUAUGAUUGCAAUGAAUUUGAGUUGGUUGUUAAAUUGCAGCAUUUGUAUCAUUCCAUGUCAUUGACUAUUAAUUUUACUUGCUACAUACACUAGUCCAGAAUAGUAACAGGUGACUUGCACUGUAGUCGUGACCUUAUAUCAUGUUCUUUAUAGGGACAUUGUAAUUUUUUAGUAUAGAAGAUGAAGCACGCAGUUGUUUCAUGUGGCUAGAUGUAAUUUAGGCAAAGUUAAAUUGCAAGCAAAUGCGGUCAGCAGUCUCCUCCUCAAGCGUACGUGAUCUGUGGGGUGACCGCAGGGGCCUUUUGCUUAUCUUAUAACUUGCGUUGCAUCUUGCGCUGGCAUUUUUGAGCUGUUAAAAAGUGAUGUACUAGUAUUGACAGGUUGGCAUCAGCAUAGGUGAUUGUUAUCUCUUGAAUAGACAUUUUGGAAUCUUAAAAAAGCCCUCUUCUAAACGUACCAUCUAUGUUGUUGUGGUUCAAUUUUAUCCUUGGUAUAAAUUUUAUUUUCUUUUGGUUUUGGGUAAAAUAUGGUAAUGUAUGAUAAUGAGUUUACAACAAAAGAAAACAAAAUUUAUGUAUACCAAGGAUAAAAUUAAACCACAGCAUCUACGUGUCAAAUGUUGUACUGGUAAUUAAUUUUUUGUCAGUCAAAGGAAGUGGUAUAUAUCCACACCUCUUAGUGCAAGUCACCUCAUGUCUCUUACUGCAGUAGACUUUUGAUCAUAUUAUAAUGCCCUAGUUUGUUAUAUAACCACCAAUGAAAUACAUGUACCAGAUGAGCUCUCGCGUGAAAACUUGAUAUCUCUACAUGUGAAAAGAUUACAUGCAAAAAGAUAGGCAUAACUAUGGCCAAAAAAUAAAUUGCGCCUUUCUCUGCAAAUGAAAUGGUUUAGUAUUUUUUUUGGUGUUUAUAUACAUGUAAUAAAUAGAACUUGACAUGGCCGCUUGGAGAUACCAAAUUUCUCUUAUUGUAUUGAAAAAUAUUAUACUCCAUUUGGCCAUCCUCUACGUAUAGUUUUCCUUUUAAAGUACCCUUAAAUAAGAAAGUUUAGAGCAUUUUCUUUGUAGGCAGUUGUAAUUUGUUUAUGUGGCAUUUUAUCAUAAGAGUUUCAACUAAUCUGUUUCACCUUGUUCAUUUCAGGUGGAAGUAAAGAGAGCAGAGAAGCGUGAACCCAAAAAUACAAUGGGAGGCAUGCCUCCAAUGACUGCCUAUGGACACCCCGGGGCCCAUGCUGGAUAUGCCACUGGGCAGUAUGCACAACAAGGUACCACUCGUUGAGCUUUUUGAACUGAUUGGUGUAUAGUAUAUUCAAAAUUAAGUCCAUGUGUUCUGUGCAUGGAUAGUUAGUCAUUUGAAACUUCACAGUACUCGCAUAAAUUGGACAUUCGCAGUGGCUGUAUUACAGAGAUAUGUUUGGAACUGUCUGUUAUAGAGAGGUGUCUGUGAUAAAGUGUCUGGCCACAUUCCGGAAUACUGUGUCCUGAGCAGCCAAAGAGCAUUCGUGUACAGAGCAACUAAGCAUUUAAACUCCCAUUUCCACAGCCUCCUCUAUUUUAAAGAAAAUAAAACGUACUUAUUGUAAAAGUUUUGUACUUGGGUAAAACCAUUACAACAUUGCUCUGAACCAUGAGAUUCUCAAAUUUUCCUGUCACUCAAUAAAAGAAAUGGAAGUGACCUCUUUGAGGGUGGUUUGUAAAUUUGCUCUCUUUAGUACUGUUUAACUUGUACUUAAAAUUCUGUAACUUAAAUUAUUUUAAAACUUUCUUGUACACCCAUAGAGUGUCUCGUCUAAGACCCAGAUACCUCAAAGGUGGUUUAAAGUACCCUGGUCACAUUUUGUUUUGGAUCCCUUUCUUGGCCGUUCUUCUUACUUGUACUUGUAUUGUCGGAAACGUUAGCUGCUGGUUCCAUUCAAGCUUAGAGUAGUCAAGGCUAUAACUCUCCCUUUUUUUUCUUCAUGAACACAAAGCAGACUUUUCUAACCAGUGCUUUUUUAUAUCUGAUUUUCUAGCGUCUUAUGGCAUGCAGCACCCUGUAGGAAUGGGACGUGGUUACCCUGGUUAUGGUGGCAUGCCUACUAGUGCGGCAGCAGCUGGUUAUGGUGGUGCAGCUCCUGGCGCAGCUCCAGGAUAUGGCUAUGGUAUGAUAUGUCUUAAUACAGUUUACACAGGCCUACACUUUUCUAUGGAAACCUAGUAAAAAUAUUAUUACCUGAUCUUCUCUUAAUAACAGUAAUGUUUCUUAAAGACUAUUAAUGUUCUAUAAUUUACUGUAGAGAAAUCUCAUGCUUGAAAUUUGCUGUAUUAUGGACCUCUUUGGCUGCAGAAUAUUUUGCCGUCUCGGUGGUCUUUUCUUAAAAAGUUUUCAAUUCUAGCUCAUGUUUAAAUAAGCUUAGUUCAAGUUAAUUUUCACUUGGAAAGUUUCAAUGUUUGUUCGAACUGAUUAGUGAUUGUGGCGAGUUUUUGUAUCGCCGCCAUUUCGAAUGAAAAUAAUGUCAACAAUGACUACAUUUUUGACUACAUCAGAUCAGUAGUCGGAGAAGUCCAUCUUCUAAACAGAAUUCAUUUAGUUUUUUCCGUCUUAUUUUAAGUCUUAAAUCACGCCGAGGUUUAAAAAAUAAUAGCCCUAUUUUGCACUAAAAAGCAACAAACUGAAGCAUUCUGGUAGUUGUUCAAAUGUAGUAAAAUUAGGUCAUCAUGCAAUUAUUGUUCUAAGCCACUUGCUCUGCAAAAAAUUCGUCAUAAUUAUUACCUAAUAAUGGUAUACUUCCAGUAAUAUUAUCAAUAAGAUAAAACAAGGAAAUCUAUGAUGUGACAGUAAGUUUUGGUUUGAGUUUCUCUACACUCCAAAGAAUACAUGUACUUCUACCAAUAUCCAGACACCUCAAAGGUGGUUUGGAAAACAAGGCAUUUUGGAGCCAGGAAAUUAAUUUUUAUUAUACCCUCCAUAUAAUAUGUUUGAUAUGAUCUUUUUUUUUUCCACUUUGCCUUGAGAAGUGUUGCUCUUUCACAGUGUCAGUGGUGUUUAGAGUGUCAAACAAGGCACAUAGUAAACUUCCUUCAAAGCUUGCAUCAAAGUGUUGAAAUCACUCUGUUUUCUUCUAUGUUUUUGAAGGAAACAGUGAAACAAAUGCUUGUACAUGACUCUCAAAGUCAGUUUAAAAACUUCUGGUUUGUUGGAGUCAUUAGACCUUCAUUGUUUAGUCCCAGUGUGCCAGUUAACAGUCCUAUCUCAAAACAAAUACAUGUGUUUGGUGCCAAACAGGAGUCAGGAAUGAACAUUGUACUUCUGACUUUUGGAAAAAAAUUUUGCCCAUUACUAAGCGUAGCAAUUUAAUGUGAAAACAAGUUAUUAAUAAGUUGCAAUUGUCUUUUCAAUAUGUUUCAAAUAUUCACCUUCUCACCACCAUGAUAGUUAAGAAAAGUGUUUACUCAGUUGUAACUUUUGACCCUUGUUUUAAGCCAGAGGUGUGACCCUUCAAAUUAAAUCUCUUUAGCAUUACAGUCGACUCUCCGAGGAAUGCAUUGUUGGGAUUUUCCUGAAGUGUCCAUAUCGUAGGCAUGUUGUCAUAUCCCAGGAAUUUUCCUCCUACAAUAUGCACUCUCAUUGGCUACAUUAAAAACACAUGACAUCUUAAAGGUGUUACAUGGGACGAUUCGCAAUGAUGAUUUUUAGUGCAACACAUUGUUACAACAUUGUUGUGACAUUGUUUCGAAUAGUUACAACAUUGCUCCAAGAUUGAAACAUUGUGUUGCGCUAAAAAUCGUUGUUGCGAAUCCUCCUGUGUAACAUCACCCUAAAAAUGUUUUCCACCAAAAGUCUUUGGGAAGGCAACAUUUCAAGAACUACGCUUUACAAAAUGAUAGUAGAAUUUCAUCCUUGAAUUAUGAUUGCUGGCCAAGAUUAUUAUUGCAUCAACUUAUUUGUACAAAUAAAGGUUUUUCUUUCUGGGCUGUGUAACAAAUCACUUUAUGACUGGUCUCUAGGGACACUGUUUAAGUGGCCAGAGCAGAAAGUAAAUUCUUUAUACUGCUAUUUGGGUGGUGCUUCAUGUAAACCUCACUUUUGCACAAUUGGUUGUUGGUUGUAAAAUAAUUAUAUGACAAAGAACCUUGAAAUAACGAAACCUCUUAAAAGCGAGCACAUUUUGCUUGUCCUUUAGCCCUUCGUUGUAUCGAGGUUCCACUGUAGUACCAUUGGGGAUGAGUUUAAUUAUUCUUAUUUCUUUUGUUUGUACAGGAGCAGCUGGUGUUCCUCCAGCCACCCAUUAUGCAGGUGAUCCCAAUGCUGCUGCAGUAGCAGCCAUGUAUUCAAGAGGAGCUGCUCCAGGUGAUGCGAUGUUUAAGCAAUAGAAAACGUUUUCCAUGUUUGCAUAGCCUGAUAUAAACACGAGAGGGGUUGGGAGAAUUCAAGACAGUUAUGUUAGUCCUCAAAAAAAUAUAAUUUGUCCUUGAAAAGUCAUUGAAUAUUGUUUGUUGUACAAACUACUGUAAAAUUCCGAAAAUAAGCCCCUCCAUGUAUAAGCCCCUCCAAAUAUAAGCCCCUCAAAAUUGUAACGCAAAAAACCCUCCGUUAAAUCGCCCCUCCGAAUAUAAACCCCCAGGGGGGCUUGUACAUGGAAUUUGGCCUCAAAUACAAAGUAAAACAAAGCAAAAAUGGUAAAUUUCCUUCCCACUACAAGCUAGCCCAAUCGAUGUUGAAACGCAAAUUUCCCUCGGUACAUAAGCCCCUCCGAAUAUAAGCCCCUCCAAAAAUAAGCCCCUCAAAAAGGGCCUUUGAAAAAUAUAAGCCCCGGGGCUUAUUUCCGGAAUUUUACGGUAUGUGAAACUGAUGGAAAAGAAAUGUUGUGUGUAUGAUUUAAGGAUAUGGAGCUGGGUAUGGAAUGACUGGUGCGCAGCAAGUGCCAGUAUCAUCAGCAGCAGCAGCGACUGGUGGCUACCCUGAUUACAACAGAAUGCAAGGAACACAGGCUGGCCAGCCUGGAGCAGCACCUGGAGCUCCAGCAGUCGAUAGCACAGGUGCACCAGACUACUCAGCAUAUGGUAAGUGUAACGUCACAGCAAGGGUACUGCUAUCACUUAAGUCAUGAAGAAGCCUGCAGAACAGGCAUUAUUUUUUCAUGUUUUUGGGGUCCAUAAAUAAAAGCAAAGGCAAGCACCAAGUUUGUUACAAAUAUCUUGCACUCCAAGCCUGUUAUACCCUUGCCUUGCCUUUGCUCCAUCACCUGAAAAAAAUAAUGCUUACUUAAAGAAAAUUCUUCCGUUGGCCCUUUGAGCCCCAAUAUCCGGAAACAACUUCUCCAGACUUAUCUUCAUACAUUUCCUUAAAUAAUAAGUUGGGUAAAUUUUAUCAAAGAUGAGAGCAUUUCACUUUGGUGAUCAUUUUAUGUGUUGUCAUAACCAUUUCUUUUGAUGAUGCAUUGAUAUUACUAGGAGAAAAUUGUUAUUGAUCACUCUUGGGACUUGAACGCUUAAUCAGGCAUGGCUGUCACUAAGGGCCGGGGGCAGGGAAUUUCCCCCAGCUACUGUGAGCAUGACUCCUGGCUACUUUCAUAGGGAACAAAAGAAAAGAAAUGGAAUCCCAAGCUGUUCCAUUCCCAGCCUACUAAUUGGAUAUACCCAGCAACUUGAAAUCUUGGUGACAGCCCUGGUCAGAUCUGUUUUCUUCAUGACAAUAUGCCUACAGUAAUUUCCGAAAUUACCCAUCUGUCCAGGCAGUUCUUACUUCUGGUUUAGUGCAAUAACACCUUAUUAGGUUAUCAGUGGGCCCUCCGCGGAACACGAUCAUAUUGUACAAAAAACACGUUGCGGAAUGGCAAACGAUGCAGUGGGACCUUGAAAAGAAUGAAUGUCAGCUUUUUGAAUGUUAUAAUCUCUGUUUUUCUUGCCCCUCCUCUACAUCAUUUGCCAUGUGACCGCAUUCUGCAAGGGGGCCAUACCCAUGAAUUAUUAGUUACCUAUGGGUUAGAUUUCAUUGUCAAAACGUUUUUUCAAAACACGACUGUUCUGCUGUGCUUGUGCUGAUACGUUUAAAGCAGGACCGGCUGUUUCUUUUUUUUUUUUGCAUUAUUCAUUGCUCUCAAACCAAACAAAUGAUCACAAUAAAUUUAUUUUCACUGAUUGAUAACGAAAAUGAAAGAAAAACUGUAGCACUUUGAUGUAUACAUUUUCGUAAUAUGCACUCGUUAAGGAGGGCCACUUUACUGUUAGAGGUGUUGAUUGGACUAGAGGGACGCGUUAGUUGCUAUUCGUGGGUGAAAAACAGGGUGCAUAUAUUUAUAUGAGGUUAGGCGUUUGUUAGAGGAAAUGCACUUAAUUAUUGCUGCCCAUCUUUUGAACUGCUGAGGUCCAAAGGUCUUCUCGCCGUGGCACCUUUAAACGGUUUACGUUUCAUUGCAGGCUUGGGUAACUACCAGCAGCAAGAUCUGCAGUAUGGACCCGCCCGAGGUUCUUCUUUUCCUUCUGACAACAGCUAUAGUUCCUACGGAUCUGCCGACCCUUCUGGAUACCCAGGGGCUGCCCCAGGGUAUGGAGGCGAGACAGCGUCGUUUGGAAGGGGUUCAUCUGCUUCCCGGGGAUUUCAUCCCUACGGCCGAUAGCCUUGUUCGCUUAGUCAACAGUAGUACUGGAGUAUGCAAGGAUGGGUUACCACGCAUUUGACUUUUAGAGCCGCAACUUCGUAGCAUAGAAAGCUCGUUUUUUAGUUUCCUUGUGUUGGUUAGACAGUGGGUUACAGCAGCAGUUUGUAAAAUGUCGGGUCUAAGUAAGGAGUCAGAAAAGACGGAAGUGAUUUGUUCAAGGUCUCAUUUUAUUUCAUCCAGUUAAUUUAUUAUAAAUUACCGCAAACUAGUUUUAAUAUUCAGUUUCAUGAAGCCCAAGAUUUACCGAUGCAGGUUGUAGCUUGUAAAUUGAUCAAAACGCCCACAGAAAUUGUGUUUGCGGAAGAUUGUUGUAGUCACGAAAGUUGAUAGUCAUUAAUUCAUACUGCCUUUAACUGACUCGGCGGGCAGAGGGCUCUUUUUUUAGACAAGUUUGUUAGUUGAAGUACCAUUAAAAGCUUUCACACAAAUACUG